This is a messenger RNA of Dipodomys ordii (Ord's kangaroo rat), 3696 nucleotides long. It is a transcript of the gene Ephb3, whose product is annotated as EPH receptor B3. Gene Ontology annotation, cellular component: plasma membrane; neuron projection. Gene Ontology annotation, molecular function: ATP binding; protein binding; transmembrane-ephrin receptor activity. Gene Ontology annotation, biological process: axon guidance; protein phosphorylation; cell surface receptor protein tyrosine kinase signaling pathway. The transcript is spliced from 15 exons. The record is from RefSeq and is a predicted model, not a curated record. The coding region runs from base 5 to 2884 and encodes 959 amino acids. Lineage: Eukaryota; Metazoa; Chordata; Mammalia; Rodentia; Heteromyidae.
CCUCAUGGAUACAAAAUGGGUGACAUCGGAGUUGGCAUGGACAGCUCAUCCUGAAAGUGGGUGGGAAGAAGUGAGUGGCUACGAUGAGGCCAUGAACCCCAUCCGCACAUAUCAGGUGUGUAACGUGCAUGAGUCAAGCCAGAACAACUGGCUUCGCACAGGCUUCAUCUGGCGACAGGAUGUACAGCGGGUCUACGUGGAGCUCAAGUUCACCGUGCGUGACUGCAACAGCAUCCCCAACAUCCCCGGCUCCUGCAAGGAGACCUUCAACCUGUUCUAUUAUGAAGCUGACAGCGAUGUGGCCUCAGCGUCCUCCCCCUUCUGGAUGGAGAACCCCUACGUCAAAGUGGACACCAUUGCACCCGACGAAAGCUUCUCAAGGCUCGAUGCUGGUCGGGUCAACACCAAGGUGCGAAGCUUCGGGCCGCUUUCCAAGGCUGGCUUUUAUUUGGCCUUCCAGGACCAAGGUGCCUGCAUGUCACUCAUCUCCGUGCGCGCCUUCUACAAGAAGUGUGCAUCCACCACUGCAGGCUUCGCGCUCUUCCCUGAGACCCUCACGGGGGCCGAGCCCACCUCACUGGUCAUUGCCCCUGGCACCUGCAUUGCGAACGCCGUGGAGGUGUCGGUGCCACUCAAGCUCUACUGCAAUGGUGAUGGGGAAUGGAUGGUGCCUGUGGGCGCCUGCACCUGUGCCACAGGCCAUGAGCCAGCUGCCAAGGAAUCUCAGUGCCGCCCCUGUCCUCCUGGAAGCUACAAGGCAAAGCAAGGAGAGGGUCCCUGCCUCCCCUGCCCCUCCAACAGCCGUACUACCUCACCAGCUGCCAGCAUCUGCACCUGCCACAAUAACUUCUACCGCGCAGACUCGGACUCUGCGGACAGCGCCUGCACCACGGUGCCAUCUCCACCCCGGGGUGUGAUCUCCAAUGUGAAUGAGACCUCUCUGAUCCUGGAGUGGAGUGAACCCCGGGACCUUGGUGGCCGCGAUGACCUCCUCUAUAAUGUCAUCUGCAAGAAGUGUCGUGGGGGCCCUGGGGCUGGCGGGCCCCCAAGCUGCUCGCGCUGUGAUGACAACGUGGAGUUUGUACCUCGGCAGUUGGGUCUGACAGAACGCCGGGUCCACAUCAGCCACUUGUUGGCCCACACCCGCUACACCUUUGAGGUGCAGGCAGUCAAUGGGGUCUCCGGCAAGAGCCCUCUGCCACCCCGUUACGCUGCUGUCAAUAUCACCACCAACCAGGCCGCCCCUUCCGAAGUGCCUACACUCCACCUGCACAGCAGCUCAUGGAGCAGCCUGACCCUGUCCUGGGCGCCUCCGGAGCGGCCUAACGGAGUCAUUUUGGACUAUGAGAUGAAGUACUUUGAGAAGAGUGAAGGUAUCGCCUCCACUGUGACCAGCCAGAAGAACUCUGUGCAGCUGGACGGGCUGCGGCCUGAUGCCCGCUACGUGGUCCAGGUCCGUGCUCGCACGGUAGCUGGCUAUGGGCAGUACAGCCGCCCAGCUGAGUUCGAGACCACAAGUGAAAGAGGCUCCGGUGCCCAGCAGCUCCAGGAGCAGCUCCCCCUCAUCGUCGGCUCUGCCACAGCCGGGCUUGUCUUUGUGGUGGCAGUCGUGGUCAUUGCCGUGGUCUGCCUCAGGAAGCAGCGGCACAGCUCUGAUGCCGAGUACACGGAGAAGCUGCAGCAAUACAUUGCUCCUGGAAUGAAAGUUUACAUUGACCCCUUUACCUAUGAGGAUCCCAAUGAGGCUGUUCGGGAGUUUGCUAAGGAAAUCGAUGUGUCCUGUGUCAAGAUUGAGGAGGUGAUUGGAGCUGGGGAAUUCGGAGAGGUGUGCCGGGGUCGGUUAAAACAGCCUGGCCGCCGGGAGGUAUUUGUGGCCAUCAAGACACUGAAGGUGGGCUACACUGAGAGGCAGCGGCGGGACUUCCUAAGUGAGGCCUCCAUCAUGGGUCAGUUUGACCACCCGAACAUUAUCCGGUUGGAAGGUGUGGUCACCAAAAGUCGGCCAGUUAUGAUUCUCACUGAGUUCAUGGAGAACUGUGCCUUGGAUUCCUUCCUUCGGCUCAACGAUGGACAGUUUACGGUCAUCCAGCUGGUGGGCAUGUUGCGGGGCAUUGCAGCUGGCAUGAAGUACCUGUCUGAGAUGAACUAUGUGCACCGUGACCUGGCUGCGAGAAACAUCCUAGUCAAUAGCAACCUGGUUUGCAAAGUCUCAGACUUUGGCCUCUCCCGCUUCCUGGAGGAUGACCCCUCGGAUCCUACCUACACCAGCUCCCUGGGCGGAAAGAUCCCCAUCCGUUGGACCGCCCCAGAGGCCAUAGCCUACCGGAAGUUCACCUCUGCUAGUGAUGUCUGGAGCUACGGAAUUGUCAUGUGGGAGGUCAUGAGCUAUGGAGAGCGACCCUACUGGGACAUGAGCAACCAGGAUGUCAUCAAUGCUGUGGAGCAGGACUACCGGUUGCCACCACCCAUGGACUGUCCCACAGCACUGCACCAGCUUAUGCUGGACUGCUGGGUGCGGGAUCGGAACCUCAGGCCCAAGUUCUCACAGAUUGUCAACACCCUGGACAAGCUAAUCCGCAACGCCGCCAGCCUCAAGGUCAUCGCCAGUGCCCAGUCUGGCAUGUCCCAGCCCCUCCUGGACCGCACGGUUCCAGAUUAUACAACCUUCACGACUGUAGGUGACUGGCUGGACGCCAUCAAGAUGGGGCGGUACAAGGAGAGCUUCAUCAGUGCUGGGUUUGCAUCCUUUGACCUAGUGGCCCAGAUGACCGCAGAAGACCUGCUUCGGAUUGGGGUCACCCUGGCCGGCCACCAGAAAAAGAUCCUCAGCAGUAUCCAGGACAUGCGGCUGCAGAUGAACCAGACACUGCCCGUACAGGUCUGACACCCGCUUUCUACCGGGGAUGCCCCCAUCUGAGGACUACGCAGGGACUCUGACCAGCCGGCUGGACUUUUGAACUUUUGGAUGCCUGGCCUUAGGCUGUGGCCCAGAAGAUGAAAGUUGGAGAGGGCUCAAGCUGGGACUCUUCCAGGCCUGUGUUCCUCCCCAGGAAGUGUACCCCAAACCUCUUCAUAUUGAAGAUGGAUUAGCAAAGGGGUAAUGACCCCCUCCCCACAUGCCUUGGGGCCCAGGACUUCCUGCUCUCCAGGGGGGAAUCCCCCCAACCUCAGACUUGGCCAUUCUUCAAUGCUGGAGGUCCUGGCAGGGUCAGGUAGGGGGAAGCCUGGUUCCUCAGGGCCCAGCCCUGGCAGGGGUCUGGCCCCCCCAGGUAGGCAGAGAGCAGUCCCUCCCUCAGGAGCUGGAGGAGGGCACUCUGGGGAGGGGGAAGUUGACGCCCCCAUCCAGAAACCAGCUGCAUCUCCAGUUUGCACAGGGACUUGUUGUAUGGGAUGAGGGCCCUGCCCCUACCCCGCCCUUGGUGCUGUCAUAAAAGGGCAGGCAGGGGCAGACUGAGGAGCAGCCCCUCGCCCCGCCCCCCCUUGCCCCAGAGACUGACUCUCAGAGCCAGAGAUGGGAUGUGUGCGUGUGUGUGUAUGUGUGUGGGUGUGUGGGUGGGUGUGCAUGUGCGCGUGCGCAGGUAUCGGCGCAUGCUUGUGUGUGUAUGUGUACACAGAGAGCAUGGGUGAGUAUGUAAAAGCUUGGCCCUGUGCCCUGCAGUGGCUAGCUGGGCUGACAGCGGAAUAAAGGCAAUAAGA